AUGGCCAGAACCGCUGUCGCCCAAGCGUCGCCAGUAGCGCGCGACAUCACUUCUUGCAAGAUUCCCGAGGGCGAAGAGAUGCAAAUACAAAUCAAUCGCAUCGCCGCCUCCCAUCGAGGCACGCAAUUCGAGAAGAGAGUCUGGACCGCCCUGUGCCAAGUACCCAGGGGUCACAUCACGACAUACGCCUUACUCGCCAACCAUCUCAAGUCAUCACCAAGAGCUGUUGGUAACGCGUUGCGCCGCAAUCCGUACGCGCCACAAGUUCCAUGCCACAGAGUCAUUGCCACUGGUGGAGACCUUGGAGGCUUCAAGGGCAAGCGGCCAAAGAAUGGAGAGGGCAUCACUCUGGAUGAGAAGAGGUCGCUUCUGCGGAAAGAAGGAAUCAAGUUUGGGUCAAAUGGCAGAAUUUUGGGAACCCCAUUCAUGGCUUUCAUUUGA
Molecule: messenger RNA, 441 nt
Organism: Colletotrichum chrysophilum
Lineage: Eukaryota; Fungi; Ascomycota; Sordariomycetes; Glomerellales; Glomerellaceae
Exons: 1
Coding region: 1-441 (146 amino acids)
Biological process (GO): DNA repair
Molecular function (GO): methylated-DNA-[protein]-cysteine S-methyltransferase activity
Source: RefSeq, a predicted model, not a curated record